GGCAAGGCGGAGAAGUCCAAACAAGCAGGGUCGCCAAUGGGAAAUCAGUCCGGGGAAUAACGCUGGAAGGUCUGGCAUAAUGCGGAGAACGAUCUGGCAGUGAGUGUGUGAGAGACUGGGGUAUUUAUACUGAGGUGAGUAGUGCAGCAGAGUGAGCAGGUGAGAGUGAUUGUGCUGAUGAGGUGGGCGUGGCAGACAGGUGCACUGCAUGAGGCUGAUUAGACAGAAAAAUGAGCCUCCUCUGGACAAAGGUCUGAUUCCAUGGUUGGGGCACGCUCUUGAGUUUGGGAAAGAUGUUGCUAAAUUUUUGGCCCGGAUGAAAGACAGACAUGGGGACAUUUUCACAGUUCGUGUUGCUGGUCAUUACGUUACGGUGCUGUUGGACCCAAACUCUUUCGAUGCCGUAAUGAACGACACAGUCUGCUUGGACUACACCCGCAUCCGAAGCCAGCUCAUGGAAAAGGUUUUCAGUCUGCCGAGUAUCAAACCUAAAGCGGAGAGGAAAUGGAUGGAACAGCAUUUUCAAGGUUUCAGUCUCUCCAAGCUCAGCAGCUCCAUGAACACUCACUUUCAGAACCUGCUGCUGCGAGACCAGAAAAACGGCAGCCCAUUAGAGUGGAGACAGGAAGGACUCUUUAGUCUUUGUUACAGCCUACUCUUCAGGGCCGGAUACCUUACAAUGUUUGAAAGAAGAGACAAUGCUACUGCAGUCUACGAGGAAUUUCGCAAGUUUGAUGAUCUCCUCACCAAACUGGCUCGUGGAGGGGAAAUCAAAACAGCCAACUCAUGCCGGGUGCGACUGUGGGAGCUGUUGUCACCAAACUGUCUGAACGGGUCAGGGUCAGGGUCAAACUCCUGGCAGCAGAGCUACCAUGACUUCUUGCAGAAGGAGGGAGUGGAUGCAGAAAUGCAGAAAAGAGCUUUACUUCUGCAGCUGUGGACCACGCAGUGCAAUGCUGGACCUGCUGCCUUUUGGCUCCUUGGAUUCCUGCUCACUCACCCUGAGGCCAUGGAGGCUGUUAAAUCAGAGAUCGGAGGCCUUACUCUCCACAACACCUCCCUGCAGCAUCUUCCCAUCUCCCUGUUGGAAGCACACAGCACACCAGUGCUUGAUAGCGUUCUGAACGAGACCCUACGGCUCACAGCUGCAGUAAUGAUCAGCAGAGAGGUGGUGCAGGACAAGAUCCUGCAUAUGGCCAAUGGACAGGACUACCACCUCAGACAGGGGGACAGAGUUUGUCUUUUCCCCUUGCUCAGCCCUCAAAUGGACCCAGAGAUACACCAAGAACCACAGAUUUUCAAGUAUGACCGCUUCUUAAAUGACGAUACAACAGUGAAGGAUACAUUUUACAAAGAUGGAAAAAGGCUGAAGUACUACACCAUGCCCUGGGGUGCAGGGAGUAGCAUCUGUGUUGGGAAAGAGUUUGCUGUUACGGCCAUUAAACAAUUUGUGUUCUUGCUCUUGGUCUAUCUUGAUCUGGAGAUGUGUGACCCUGAGGCUAAACUCCCACCAGUUAAUCCCAGUCGCUACGGCUUCGGGAUGCUCCAGCCGGACGGAGAUCUGCAGGUCCGAUUCAGACUGAAGAGGACACUGCGUGAAAUGUGACUCAAUAAUUUGACUGUAUAUAAUUGUGAAAUUGUUUACUGAUGAAGCAUUUGUUUUGUGUAGUGCU
Messenger RNA from Anoplopoma fimbria (sablefish), 1673 nucleotides. RefSeq names its product prostaglandin I2 (prostacyclin) synthase (gene ptgis). Bases 209 to 1606 code for a protein of 465 amino acids. Gene Ontology annotation, molecular function: iron ion binding; monooxygenase activity; oxidoreductase activity, acting on paired donors, with incorporation or reduction of molecular oxygen. The record is from RefSeq and is a predicted model, not a curated record. The transcript is spliced from 10 exons. NCBI's taxonomy places the organism in Eukaryota, Metazoa, Chordata, Actinopteri, Perciformes, Anoplopomatidae. Gene Ontology annotation, biological process: prostaglandin biosynthetic process.